Messenger RNA from Filobasidium floriforme, 1883 nucleotides. Its product is annotated as chaperonin Cpn60/TCP-1 family. The record is from RefSeq and is a predicted model, not a curated record. Lineage: Eukaryota; Fungi; Basidiomycota; Tremellomycetes; Filobasidiales; Filobasidiaceae. The coding region runs from base 63 to 1703 and encodes 546 amino acids. Gene Ontology annotation, cellular component: chaperonin-containing T-complex. Gene Ontology annotation, molecular function: ATP binding; ATP-dependent protein folding chaperone; ATP hydrolysis activity. Gene Ontology annotation, biological process: protein folding. The transcript has 8 exons.
CCCAUAACAAACCUUUCUCAAUCCAUCCAAACCAAAAAGCAGAGCAUAUCUACCUGCCCAAAAUGUCUCUCAAAAUGCCCAAGGGCGGACAGAUGCAGCUGUUCAAGGACGGUUACAAGACAAUGUCCGGAAUAGAGGAGGCUGUGAUGAGAAACAUCCAGGCUGUAGGGGAGUUGACCGAGAUUGUGCGGACGAGUUUCGGACCUAACGGCCGAAACAAGCUCAUCAUCAACCACCUCGGCAAGCUCUUCGUCACCUCGGACGCAGCGACCAUCAUCCGCGAGAUCGAAGUCGUCCACCCCGCUGCCAAGUUGCUGGUCAUGGCCUCGGAAUCACAAGAGAGCGAGAUGGGGGACGCUACCAAUUUGGUAUUGAUCUUGGCUGGAGAACUGUUGAAACGGGCGGAAGGGUUGUUGGUCAUGGGUUUGCACCCUAGUGAGGUCAUCUUGGGGUACGAGAUGGCCGUCGCAAAAGGAAGAAAAGAGCUCGAGGACCUCGUCAAGGCCGAACUCCCCACCCCGCUUCCUACCGCCUCUCAACUCGCCCUCUGCAUCGAACCCGCUCUGACGUCGAAACAACCCAACGCCUCGGCCCGUCUAUCCCAACUCGUAGCCGAAGCUUCUCUGGCCGUCAUGCCGACUACCCCGAAGGAUUUCAACGUCGAUGCGAUCAGGAUCGUCAAGGUCCUCGGUGGAGGUGUCGAGGGGAGCAGGGUCGUAAGGGGGAUGGUUUUCGGAAAGGAGCCGGAUGGUAAUGUCAAGAAGGCAACCAAGGCCAAGGUAGCCGUCUUUUCGUGUGGACUCGAUAUCGCUCAGACUGAGACCAAGGGGACGGUCCUGCUGAAAAAGGCCGACGAGCUCUUGGACUUUUCGCGAGGCGAGGAGAAGCAGCUGGAGGGAUACAUCAAAGAGAUUGCCGAUUCGGGCGUCCAGAUUGUCAUUGCUGGAGGUGGAAUCGGCGAUCUGGCUCUUCACUACCUGAACCGAUUCGACAUUGCCGUCGUCAAGAUUGUCUCCAAGUUCGAUCUCCGACGUCUGUGCAAGGUUGUCGGUGCCACCCCGCUGGCACGAUUGGGUGCACCCAUGGCCGAGGAGGCUGGGUUCGUCGACGUUUUCGAGACGGUCGAGAUCGGUGGAGACCGGGUGACGGUGUUCAGGCAAGAGGCUGGUGAGAGGACGAGGACGGCGACGAUCGUGCUUCGAGGCGCGACUGCCAACCACUUGGACGACCUGGAGAGGUCGCUGGACGAUGGGAUUAACACGGUCCGAGUGCUCUUGCGGGACGGUCGACUCGUACCCGGUGCAGGUGGAGCCGAGUUGGAACUGGCAAAGCGGGUAGCAGAGUACGGUGAAAAGACCUCUGGGUUGGCUCAGCACGCCAUCCGGAAAUGGGCCGAGGCGAUGGAGGUGGUACCCAAGACGUUGGCCGAGAAUGCCGGUCUGAAUGGCGAGGACACUGUCAGCGCACUCUACAAGGCGCAUAGCGAGGGAAAGAUCGACGUCGGGGUGGAUAUCACCGGGGCUAAUGAUGGGACGAUCGAGACCGUCAAGGCCAAUAUCAUGGACCCCUUUGCCGCCAAGGAUUGGGCCAUCAAGUUGGCCACCGCCGUUGCCGUUUCCAUCCUGCAGGUAGACAGCAUCAUCGUCUCCAAGCAAGCCGGUAUCGCACCUCCCAAACAAAGCGGCAACUGGGACGAAGACUAGUUUAUGGAUCGAGAGAGAGGGAGAAGGAGUUUUUUUCUGGCAUAGACACGACCUUACGUCUUUUUCGCACGAUCUUGCUCGGCUUCACGUUCGCUGUAAAAAAGUUGUUUCGUCCAUCCCACUCAUGGAGAGUGGUUCCAAAAGGCAUACAAUACAAUGCAAACAGGCGAUACCUCCGGC